AUGGCAGGGCCGGGCAGAGCGGGCUCGUGUCGCGAUCCGGACACGCGUGGUGCCGGAACCACGCCGACCUGUGGCGUGUCCCGCUGCUGCGGGAGCCUCUCGGGGGUUAAAUCCCUCUUGUUCGCCAGCAGCAAAGAUUUUGGCUGCUCCCUGGAUUUCGUGGAAAGGAACCGUCCCAGCGGCUCUGCUUUGCAGCGUGCUGAGCCCCUGCUGGCGGUGCCGAUGGAGGGCGCGGAGCUGAGCCCGCUGAUCCGCGAUGUGUACGCGGCCGCGGGCCGGGUCCCGCCGGCGGCGCGGAGGGGCAGCGGCUGCCGGGAGCUGAUGGUCCGGCUGAGCGAGGGGCAGUACGUGCUGUGCCGCUGGACAGACGGGCUCUACUACCUCGGCAAGAUCAAGAGGGUGAGCGGCUCCAAGCAGAGCUGCCUGGUCACCUUUGAGGACAACUCCAAGUACUGGGUGCUCUGGAAGGACAUCCAGCAUGCCGGUGUCCCCGGGGAGGAGCCCAAGUGCAGCAUCUGCCUGGGGAAGAAGUCGGGCCCCAGGAACGAGAUCCUCAUCUGCGGCAAGUGCGGGCUGGGUUACCACCAGCAGUGCCACAUCCCGGUGGCCGCCGGCGCCGAGGGCCCUCUGGGGACGCCGUGGUUCUGCCGCCGCUGCAUUUUCGCGCUGGCCGUGCGGAAAGGGGGGGCCCUGAAGAAAGGAGCCAUUGCCAGGACGCUGCAAGCCGUGAAGAUGGUGCUGUCCUACAACCCCGAGCUGCUGGAGUGGGACUCCCCACACCGAACCAACCAGCAGCAGUGCUACUGCUACUGCGGGGGGCCCGGAGAGUGGUACCUGAAGAUGCUGCAGUGCCACCGCUGCCGGCAGUGGUUCCACGAAGCCUGCACCCAGUGCCUCAGCGACCCCAUGAUGUUUGGGGACAGGUUCUAUGUGUUCUGCUGCUCUGUGUGCAACCAGGGACCGGAGUACAUCAAGCGCCUGCCCCUGAGAUGGGUGGACAUCGUCCACCUCGCCCUCUACAACCUGGGUGUGCAGAGCAAGAAGAAAUACUUUGACUUCGAGGAGAUCUUGGCCUUUGUGAACCACCACUGGGACCCUCUGCAGCUGGGGAAGCUCACGGGCACCCCGGUGUCGGAGCGCGGCCCCCACCUCCUGAACGCCCUCAACAGCUACAAGAGCCGGUUCCUGUGCGGGAAGGAGAUCAAAAAGAAGAAAUGCAUCUUCCGCCUGCGGAUCCGCGUCCCCCCGAACCCCCCCAGCAAGGUGCUGCCGGAGAAAGCCCCCGGCGAGGGCGAGAGCGGCUCCUGCGAGCUGAAGAAGAGGGGGAAAAGCAAAUACGCCCAUAAGGACAGCCUCCUCCCGCGGCAGCUCCAGCAGCAGAAGCGAGCGCGGCGCAAGAGGGCCAAGUUCCUGCUGGAGGACGCCAUUCCCAGCAGCGACUUCACCUCGGCCUGGAGCACCAACCACCACCUGGCCAGCAUCUUCGACUUCACGCUGGACGAGAUCCAGAGCCUGAAAAGUGCCAGCUCAGGACAGACGUUCCUGUCGGACGUGGACUCCACAGAUGCCACCAGCACCUCAGGCUCGGCCACCACGAGCCUCUCCUACGAGUCCAGCCGCAGGACCGUGGGCAGCCGCAAGCGCAAGCUGGCAGUGCCCGCCUACGCCUCGGGGGCCAAGAGGCGAGGAGCGGCAGAGCCGGGCGGGCAUCGCCCCGAGGGCAGCGAGAACCCGGCCGGCCCCGAGCGCCCCGACGGCGGCAUCGACAGCCACACCUUCGAGAGCAUCAGCGAGGACGACUCCUCGCUGUCCCACCUCAAGUCCUCCAUCAGCAGCUACUUCGGGACCGCGGGCCGGCUGGUGUGCGGGGAGAAGUACCAGGUGCUGGCACGGCGGGUGACGCUGGAGGGCAAGGUGCAGUACCUGGUGGAGUGGGAAGGCACCACCCCGUACUGAGCCCUGCCAGCCCCCGAACCUCUCCCGGAGCCAGGGCGGAGCAGAUCGGGCUGCUGGGGAAGCCCGAGGCACAGGAGAGGUGCUGGUCCCUCCCGCGGGUGGAGGCAGCGCCCAGGCGGGCAGGGCGGCCCAGCGGUGAAACCUAAAGCCCUGACACUCUGUUUUAUUCAUGUUAACGAUUUUUAGUUCCUUGGCUGUGUUUAUGCAGAGCGUAGCCCAGCCGUGCCCUGCUGAUGGAGCCGGUGGUGCUCAGAGCACUGAGGGGGUCUGGUCCCUCCAGAAGGGUCCCCCUGGCACAGCUGGAGCAGCUGCUUGGGGGGCACCCCACACCCUCGGCCUGUGCCUGGCACAGCCUGGCUCACCCCAUUGUCCCGGCCUGACCGAGCAGCCUCGGGGGGCUCCUGCUGUCCAAACACCAACCCCUCCCCAUCCCUGGGCUCCCAGAGCUCAUCCCUGCACCCUCGGGAAACUGGGAUUUCCCACCUCAUCCUGAAUCCACUCAUUGAAGGAACGUGGUUUGCUUGAUAUGGGAGGAAAUGCCCCAGACCCAGCCCAGGUGUGGCUGUUGCAGCCAUGGGGCACAUGGGCUCUCACCCCACGGCCUGGACUGAGUGUGUGCUGCCCCAGCUCCAUCUCCCUGCUCUGACAAUCAUGAUCUUGGAAGAGAUCGUCCAAAAAAUCCUCCUUUGCCUUAAAACCACCAUGAGCACUGCACAGAGCAGAGCCCAAGGCCUUUGUUCCUACAGGAAUCUUCAUCCCAAAUGUGCCAAACCAGCAGACAAACCAAAAAAGGCUGAGGAGGACAAGGGGUAAAGGCUGUACUGUGUCCACCCCUGUGUCCAUCCCUGUGGCCUCCUGGCUGUGCCUCUCUCACAGUGCUGAUGUUUGUGAGCACUGGGCUUGAUUUGUCUGCAGGAGAGAAGGAGCAGCCCCUCCUCCAACAGAGCAAUACUGCCAGCUUGGGCAGGAGCAGAGCAGUUGGCUUUUUAAAAAAGAUUCCAGUAUCAGAUAGAUGUGUUAGGUUUUUAUCCCUUAGAGAGACAGAGGGGUAUUUUUGAUGUCCUCCUCCUCUCUCCCCACCCCACCGUGGCUGUCCCAGGGGAUGGAGGGAGGGCCAUGCUGGGCUGUGGGGUCCUGUCCUACCUGUGCUGGUGGGAUCUCACUCAUCCAGAGCACAGUGUCCCUGUCCCUUUGGGAGAGGGGCUGCCAGGUCCCCCCAUCCCUGGCAGGGAGGGUCCAGCAGCUGGAGAACUGCCUGUCCUGCCUUAGCUUUGCCCUUGAAGGAUCACUUCAAACAUUUCCCUUUCUGAGUGCCUAUGGAGCCCUUCCAAGGGCUGUGCCAGGGCUGAGCAGGGUUGUGCCAGUGGGAGCACCCACAGGAUCUGGCCCUGGCCCCUCUCUGCUCCCUCUCCGUUCCCUCUCCUCCUCUCCUGGCUUCUUGCAGAGAAUUGAAUGUGGAGCCUUUAAAAGUAUUUUUGUUGCAGAGUAUAUUUUGCAUUCGCUGUAAUAGAGAUUAUAACAACUCUGUGCACCUUCUGAUUUCAGGUUGCUGCUUGUAAGCACCUCUCACUAUACCCGAGUUGUAAUUAAUAUGUCUGAUGUACAAUUAAAAAGUGGGGUUUUUUUCAAAGUCA
Melozone crissalis (California towhee) is the source of this 3590-nucleotide messenger RNA. RefSeq names its product PHD finger protein 19 (gene PHF19). Gene Ontology annotation, molecular function: chromatin binding; DNA binding. NCBI's taxonomy places the organism in Eukaryota, Metazoa, Chordata, Aves, Passeriformes, Passerellidae. Bases 1 to 1956 code for a protein of 651 amino acids. Gene Ontology annotation, biological process: regulation of DNA-templated transcription; chromatin organization. The transcript is spliced from 16 exons. The record is from RefSeq and is a predicted model, not a curated record. Gene Ontology annotation, cellular component: nucleus.